CUCCUCCUGCCCCCCCCCGGCGCUCCCGCCCUCGCACACUCCUCUCUCUCUCACGGCCGUCCGUCCGUCCGUCCGUCCUGUCGGCACCUCGCCCGCCCGGCGCACACACGCAACCCCCCGGCGCCCCCACAUCAUGCUGCCGGCCGCCGGCACGGCAUGGACCCCGGCGGCGGCUGCACGGCUCCUCUCCGCUGCUGAGACCCCCCUGAGGAAAGGAAAAAACAAAACCAACGAAAAGGAGAAGUCGAACUCUCAAAGGGUUACUAUGCAAUUGCGACUGCUUUCUUGGUUUUUUAUCACUUUGAACUUUAUGGAAUACAUUGGCAGCCAGCACGCCUCCAGGGUACGGCGACAGGGAAGAAUGCAUCCUAACGUGAGCCAGGGUUGCCAAGGAGGGUGUGCUACAUGUUCGGACUACAACGGAUGCCUGUCAUGUAAGCCCAGACUCUUUUUUGUUCUGGAGAGGAUCGGCAUGAAACAGAUUGGAGUAUGUCUUUCCUCGUGUCCAAGCGGAUACUAUGGGACACGGUAUCCUGAUAUUAAUAAGUGUGCAAAAUGUAAAGCUGACUGUGAAACCUGCUUCACCAGAAACUUCUGCACGAAGUGUAAAAGUGGGUUUUACUUGUACAGUGGAAAGUGCCUUGAAAAGUGCCCUGAUGGGCUGGAAGCCAACAACCACACGAUGGAGUGCGCUAGUAUCGUGCACUGUGAAGCUAGUGAGUGGAGUCCAUGGAGCCCUUGCACAAAGAAAGGAAAAACAUGUGGUUUCAAAAGAGGAAAUGAAAUAAGGGUCAGAGAGAUCGUACAACAUCCAUCAGCAAGGGGCAAUCCUUGCCCAGCUACAAGCGAGAGCAGAAAAUGUAUUGUACAAAGAAAGAGAUGUCAGAAGGAAGGAAAAGGAAAAAAAAAUAGGGAGGAGAAAAGAAAAAAGUCCAACAAAGACGAAAGUAAAGAGACAAGACAGGAAAGCAAAGGGCGAGUAGCCCGAAGACAGAACCAAGAACAGAGGGAAAACAACAACAAAACGCAGCCGAAGAAACGAAAAGCCCCCAAUAAAGAACAGACCCUGGCACCCGUCGACACUGCACAUUAACAGCCUUCCAUGAUUGUUUAAGUCUUAUGAUGCUGCUAUCUCUACCAGACCGCCCUGACAGGUGCUCCAACCAUUCAGGCCGCAAAUGGACAAUGCUACCAGUUAUUAUUAAACUCUAAACAACAUUCCAAAUACUUCCUAUAUUCUCCAAGCAACCAUAGUUUAUUAAAGAGAUUGAGAUGAGCCAAGAAAUAAAAUCUAAAAAUGGGAUACUUUAAAACUGUUAUAUUAUAUGCUUCCAUGCAUCUGUAAAAGGCAAAUAAGAAUUUUUGUAUAUAUUAAUAAUAGGGUAUAAAAUAUAGCAAUAUAAUAAUGAAUGAC
Cygnus olor (mute swan) is the source of this 1414-nucleotide messenger RNA. RefSeq names its product R-spondin 3 (gene RSPO3). Lineage: Eukaryota; Metazoa; Chordata; Aves; Anseriformes; Anatidae. The record is from RefSeq and is a predicted model, not a curated record.